This is a messenger RNA of Nicotiana tabacum (common tobacco), 755 nucleotides long. RefSeq names its product auxin-responsive protein IAA33. Gene Ontology annotation, cellular component: nucleus. Gene Ontology annotation, biological process: regulation of DNA-templated transcription. The record is from RefSeq and is a predicted model, not a curated record. NCBI's taxonomy places the organism in Eukaryota, Viridiplantae, Streptophyta, Magnoliopsida, Solanales, Solanaceae.
UUUCCUCAAGAGGGGGACUGAGAGUUUUUUUCUUGUGAAAAUUAAUUAUUUGUCAUAAACAAUUAAUAAUGCUUUGAAAUCGGAAAAGGAUAGCUCAAAUUUAGGGCUGUCUGAGACCAGCAGCCGACAUUUGUGCUCUCUCUCAUCUAUAUAAUUACAAACACUUAGACCGGCUUGAAGAAUCAUUAAUUAAAGAAAUGAAGAGUAGUGCUGAUCCAAGUGUGAUUCCAGCAGUGACAGUGGUAUUGGAAGGGCGUUCAAUAUGCCAAAGGAUAAGCCUUGAGAAGCAUGGUAACUACAGAAGCCUUGCUAAAGCACUUAGGCAGAUGUUUAUAGAUAGUGGUGACAUUGAGUCAUGUUGUUCAUCAUCUCUAGAUUUUGAUCUUUCAAAUGCUCUUCCUGGUUACCUUAUUGCUUAUCAAGACAUGGAAAAUGACCUCCUCCUUGUUGGUGAUCUCAACUGGAAAGAUUUCGUGAAGGUUGCUAAAAGAAUCCGAAUUUUGCCAGUGAAGCCGACCUCACGGAAGGGGAAAACGGAGAAUAUUUAAUCAUUUUUUUGUUUUCUUUUGCUUUUUCUUUCUUUCUUUUUUUAUUUGCGGCAUGUUGAAUCAUUAUGUUUGGAAUGUAUCCCAAAAAAUGCAUUUAACCGAAGACAUUUGUAAUUUCUUUAGUAUUAUGUUUGUAGUUUUUUUGUAAGGAAUGGUAUGUCUCAGCACUCCAAUUUUCUCUUUUGUUCAAUUGAAUGUUUAGCUCAA